Molecule: messenger RNA, 4791 nt
Organism: Orycteropus afer afer
Lineage: Eukaryota; Metazoa; Chordata; Mammalia; Tubulidentata; Orycteropodidae
Source: RefSeq, a predicted model, not a curated record
AGUCCCUAUUUGGAACUGCUCUCGCGGCAGUUCAGACCUCGUGCUCGUCCCCCUUGCCUGUGUGUGGUAUCCGCAAGGUCCGGGCACUUUUUUUUUUUUUUUGGUGUGUGUGUGUUGGGGUGUGUGUUUUGGGGUUUAUCGGGGCGCGGAGAGUAGAGCUGGGCCGAGGGGAAAGAAGGAAGCCGCAGAGCUCAUCGGUCUCAGGCUGCGUCUCCCCUCCAGCGCUCUCCUGUCUGCGCGCACCCAGGCGGCGGCAGAGCCGAGCGCUCCUCGCUGGGGACCCGGCGCUCCAGCUGGGAGCAGCGAGAACCUCUUUGCGGAGGCUUCCCUUGUACACUGGAGUCCUAGGAUGCCAGAACGAUUGAUAUUCACCUACUGACCGCGGAGUUUUCUCCCCGGCACUGGGAAGAGCAGGCGGCGGCGGCGGCGGCGGCGGCGGCGGCGGCGGCGGCUGCAGUAGCAGACGGAACAGCAGGCUCUCCUCUCCGAGGGGGGGCGUCGAAGUGCCCGCGCCGGGCUCCCGCCCUCACCCUCCGGCGCACUCGCGGCCCCAAGCCGCCACCUCGGUGCCUGUCUCCUUCCUCUUCCUCCGUGCUGCGAGCCCGAAGCCGCAUCGCUUCUGGAAUCGGACUCGCGCGCCCCGGUUGCUGGGGCUGCCUUGGCGCGCCCCACUCCCGGCGCGACGGGCUGAGUGAUCCGGAGGGCGCCUUCACUCGCCCCAGGACGGGCCCUAGCCUCGGGACCCCGCGCUGGACCAGCCGGGUAGACGACGAUGUCCGCGCAGUCCCCGGCUCUGACGCGCUCGACGCAGCCAGAGGAAGGCGGCCGGCUGCAGCUCGCUGAACCCUAGACGCACAAAGCCUGUUCCUGCCUGCCCGCCCGCCUGGCCUCGGCGUCCGCCGACGACUUUGCUGCCUGCUCCACCGCUCUUUGUUUCCACUUGGGGCGGGCGCCCGACUCUGGGAUUUCGCUGCGAGAGCGGGCUGGGGGGGCCGGGGGCGAGCUCCCGCUUUCCCGGCCGCCCCCCGCUCGGGCUUGGCUCCCCCCUCCCCCGCACCUCCCCAGCCGGGUCUCUCGGCGCUUCCACGUUCUCGGAAUCACGACCCCUCCCUGCCAUGUAUCCGCAAGGCAGACAUCCGGCUCCCCAUCAACCCGGGCAGCCAGGAUUUAAAUUCACGGUGGCUGAGUCUUGUGACAGGAUCAAAGACGAAUUCCAGUUCCUGCAAGCUCAAUAUCACAGCCUUAAAGUGGAGUACGACAAGCUGGCGAACGAGAAGACGGAGAUGCAGCGCCAUUAUGUGAUGUACUAUGAGAUGUCCUAUGGCUUGAACAUUGAAAUGCACAAGCAGACAGAGAUUGCGAAGAGACUGAACACCAUUUUAGCACAGAUCAUGCCUUUCCUGUCACAAGAGCACCAGCAGCAGGUGGCGCAGGCGGUGGAGCGCGCCAAGCAGGUCACCAUGACGGAGCUGAACGCCAUCAUCGGGCAACAGCAGCUCCAGGCACAGCACCUCUCCCACGCCACGCACGGCCCCCCAGUCCAGCUGCCACCCCACCCGUCGGGCCUCCAGCCUCCAGGGAUACCCCCAGUGACGGGGAGCAGCUCAGGGCUGCUGGCACUUGGCGCCCUGGGCAGCCAGGCCCACCUGACAGUGAAGGACGAGAAGAACCAUCAUGAACUUGACCACAGAGAGAGAGAAUCAAGCGCGAAUAAUUCGGUGUCACCCUCGGAAAGCCUCCGGGCCAGUGAGAAGCACCGGGGCUCUACAGACUACAGCCUGGAAGCCAAGAAGCGGAAAGCAGAGGAGAAGGACAGCCUGAGCCGAUAUGACAGUGAUGGGGACAAGAGUGACGAUCUGGUGGUGGAUGUUUCCAAUGAGGAUCCCACAACGCCCCGGGUCAGCCCUGCACACUCCCCUCCUGAAAAUGGGCUGGACAAGGCCCGUGGCCUGAAGAAAGAUGCCCCCACCAGCCCCGCCUCCGUGGCUUCUUCCAGCAGCACACCUUCCUCCAAGACCAAAGACCUUGGUCAUAAUGACAAAUCCUCCACCCCUGGGCUGAAGUCCAACACACCAACUCCAAGGAAUGAUGCCCCGACUCCCGGCACCAGCACGACCCCAGGGCUCCGGUCAAUGCCUGGCAAACCUCCCGGCAUGGACCCGCUAGGUAUAAUGGCCUCUGCCCUGCGCACGCCCAUCUCCAUCACCAGCUCCUAUGCGGCGCCCUUUGCCAUGAUGAGCCACCAUGAGAUGAACGGGUCUCUCACCAGCCCUGGUGCUUACGCCAGCCUCCACAACAUCCCCCCCCAGAUGAGUGCAGCCGCCGCCGCCGCAGCUGCCGCCUAUGGCCGAUCGCCAAUGGUGAGCUUUGGAGCUGUUGGUUUUGAACCCCACCCCCCCAUGCGGGCCACGGGCCUGCCCUCAAGCCUUGCCUCCAUUCCUGGUGGAAAACCAGCGUACUCUUUUCACGUGAGUGCUGAUGGACAGAUGCAGCCCGUGCCCUUCCCCCACGAUGCCCUGGCAGGCCCCGGCAUCCCAAGGCACGCCCGCCAGAUCAACACCCUGAGCCACGGGGAGGUGGUGUGCGCCGUGACCAUCAGCAACCCCACGCGGCAUGUCUAUACAGGUGGCAAGGGUUGCGUAAAGAUCUGGGACAUCAGCCAGCCAGGCAGCAAGAGCCCCAUCUCCCAGCUGGACUGCCUGAAUAGGGACAACUACAUCCGCUCCUGCAAACUGCUCCCUGAUGGGCGCACGCUCAUCGUAGGCGGUGAGGCCAGCACGCUCACCAUCUGGGACCUGGCCUCGCCCACUCCCCGCAUCAAAGCCGAGCUGACGUCCUCAGCUCCUGCCUGUUAUGCCCUGGCCAUCAGCCCCGACGCCAAAGUCUGCUUCUCCUGCUGCAGCGAUGGGAACAUUGCAGUCUGGGACUUGCACAACCAGACCCUGGUCAGGCAGUUCCAGGGCCACACAGAUGGGGCCAGUUGCAUAGAUAUCUCCCAUGACGGCACCAAGCUGUGGACUGGGGGCCUGGACAACACUGUGCGCUCCUGGGACCUGCGGGAGGGCCGGCAGCUGCAGCAGCAUGACUUCACCUCCCAGAUCUUCUCUCUGGGGUACUGCCCCACCGGGGAGUGGCUGGCUGUGGGCAUGGAAAGCAGCAACGUGGAGGUGCUGCACCAUACCAAGCCCGACAAGUACCAGCUGCACCUGCAUGAGAGCUGUGUGCUCUCCCUCAAGUUUGCCUAUUGCGGCAAGUGGUUUGUGAGUACUGGGAAAGAUAACCUUCUGAACGCCUGGAGGACACCUUAUGGAGCCAGCAUAUUUCAGUCUAAAGAAUCCUCGUCUGUCUUGAGUUGUGAUAUAUCAGCGGAUGACAAAUAUAUUGUAACGGGCUCUGGUGACAAGAAGGCCACAGUUUAUGAGGUCAUCUACUAAACAAGGACUCUAACAGGGCUGUCAAACUCUGGGAGAAACAGACUCGGCUCUGACAGUGAGACCCCGGGCACAGGGCCCCGGAGGACGUGGAGGACGGGCCUCAAGCAGCCGCGAGUUCCAGGCUGUGUGCCCUGGCAGGCUGUGAGGGCGCAUGCCCGUCACGGUCCGGACUCCUGGCCAUGGAUUGACGUGGCUUACAGACGCGGAUGGAUUGCCACCUCCUCCUCCUCCUCCCCCCAUAACAAUCCUGGCAGAUGUUACAAAUAGAAUUAUUUGGAGGCUUGUGGCUCCAGCUUCCCACAGACACCCUCAUGAAUCUUUGUCUCUUUUUCCCAUUUCUAUCGACCUGUCCUCCCCGCCUGGGGUCAGGGACACUGGAGUGGACCACAUUUUUGUGCUGGGGUUGUUGGGGGGGGGUCUCUUUUUCCCGAUUGUGCAGUGCACAAGAUUUGUGAAAAAUGUAAAUAACAGACUCCUAUCUUGGACUGGUCAUUGGGGGAGGGGACCCCUGCCAUGGGAAACCCUCGCCGUGUAUUUCGCCUGCUGUAUUUGUAAUCCACUGUGGUGGUGGCUUUUUUUUUUUUUUUUAAAGAAACAAAAACAGAAGUUCCCAUCUGGGAAAAGAAGACAGGGACUGGGGAGCAAACUGAGGAGGGGAUAGAAUGAGGAGAAAGUUCUUUGGGCUGGGAGAAGGGAGCUGCAGCUGAUAAAGAGAUUGGCCCUCAGGCACCCACUGGAAUGAGCAUGCCUCUGCGUGGGUUUGGGGAUCAUCCAACCCAAGUCAGGGUUGAGUGCCAGACAGACAGACUGAUGGACAGUGCUUGAGACAAGUGCCAGCCUAGGCGUAACAUCAACAGAAGCAGACUUUUCAGUGGUCUCUUGUGCUCUGUGCCUCUUCUCUGUGUCUCCCUCUUCCUCUGUCUCUUGCUUCUUGUUUCUCUCUCAACGCGCGUUCUCUCCUCAGCCUCGCUCUGUCUCUUUGGUGCACACUUGGUUAUUGUGAAGAGAAAUGGAAGUUCAAAGGAACUCCCUCUUGGGCCCUCCUAAAUCUUCAGACACAGCCUAAAAAGGAAGAAAGUUAGAGGAAAGCAUAGCAACUCAGCUCAGGGAGCUACCAGAGAAAAAUAGCAACUGAUGUGGGUGCUUUUUUUUUUUUCCCCCCUUUAAUUUGAAUAAAAAGAAUUAGAAGUGAUGUCCUUUUAUAAAAUGCCUUCUCCCUUUUCCUGCCUGUCUCCUUACAGGGGAAAAAAGUAUAUUAGCCUAUAGGGUUGCAAGUCUGAAAGGAUUACUCCACACGACCUGGGCAGGGUUGAGGGGUGGGAGGUGGGGACAGUCUCACACUGUGGUAAUUUCUUGC